Molecule: messenger RNA, 4988 nt
Organism: Lethenteron reissneri (Far Eastern brook lamprey)
Lineage: Eukaryota; Metazoa; Chordata; Hyperoartia; Petromyzontiformes; Petromyzontidae
Product: lysyl oxidase homolog 3A-like
Biological process (GO): peptidyl-lysine oxidation; collagen fibril organization
Cellular component (GO): membrane
Molecular function (GO): copper ion binding; protein-lysine 6-oxidase activity
Source: RefSeq, a predicted model, not a curated record
CCACCACUACCACCACCAUCAUCGGGAGAGUAAAGCAAACUCCGCAGAAGCAGCAAGCGGUUCUCAAGGCCCGUUAAGUGAGCGUGAGAGAAGAAGUGGGGGGGGGGGGGGAGAGAGCGAUAGGAAUUUUGGAACGGGUUUCUCGCACGUACACACACUCACUCAUCCACGCACUAACUCAUCCACGCACGCACGCACACACACGAGCCUCCACGUAGCAAUAAGCGCAGUCAGCAUUGCCCGAAAGUCGCCGAGUUGAGUUCAAGACUGCUGCUGCAGCUGCUGCUGAUAUAAGAGAAAGUAAGAGGAGGAAAAAAAGCCACCCAAGGAUGAAGCUCCCGCUCAUCACCCUGCCACUCCUCCUGUUCGUCGUCCACUUGUGCCUCGCUCAUGAACCCCUGCGGAGGAGAAGGCAGGGGAGACAGAACGGCAGGGUAAUCCGACAAAUCCAGCGGCCCAGGCAGUCUUCCCAGGCCAGGCAACCCUCGCAGGCUGGACAACCGAGAAAACCCGAGGAGCCGGCCAACGGCGGAUACAAGCUGCGUCUUGCCGGCUACCCACGCAAACCGUUUGAAGGCCGCGUGGAGGUGUUCCACCAGGGCGAGUGGGGCACGGUGUGCGAUGACGACUUCUCCAUGGAGGCGGCCAACGUGGUGUGCCAGGAGGCGGGAUUCAUCGGGGCCAACGGCUGGGCGCACAGCGCAAAGUACGGCCGAGGAAUAGGGAGGAUCUGGCUGGACAACGUGCACUGUCGUGGAAGCGAGCAGAGCCUGGCGGAGUGCGUCUCGCGCGGCUGGGGCGUCAGCGACUGCAACCACGACGAGGACGUGGGUGUCGUUUGCAAGGAAACGCGCCUCAAGGGCAGCCCGGAGUUUAACGUCAUCGAGACCGUGCACGACAACCGCUUGGAGGAUGUGCGCCUCCGCCCCAUCCUCCCGGCUGCCAAGAAGCGGUUACCCGUGACGGAGGGCGUCGUGGAGGUCCGCUACAUGGGCUCAUGGCGCCACGUGUGCGACGAAAACUGGACCCCGCGUAACAGCCGCGUCAUCUGCGGCAUGAUGGGAUUCCCUGCCGAACGCAAAGUCAACCGCGUGCUCUACAGCGAUCUCUUUCAGGCUGAGACAAACUUGAAUUUGACCAACGAGGUCAACCCAAAGGAGAAGAGGCAUUUCUCUGAGCGGCAGCAGGAGAGGCCGAGUUUCCUAGUGCACUCCCUCAACUGCACGGGCACCGAGUCGCACAUCACCGCGUGCCAACACGACCUCCUACCGCUGGGCGCCAAGGCCCACAACAGCUGCCUUGCUGGGAUGCCGGCCAUCGUGAGCUGCGUGCCAGGCCCUGCCUUCUCGCCCGGUGUCGCCUUCAAGAAGAUCUUCAAGGCGGAGGUCCCGAUGGUGCGCUUGAAGGGCGGGGCGAUGACGGGUGAAGGCCGAGUGGAGGUGCAGCGCGGUGGAGAGUGGGGGACCGUUUGCGACCAGCGCUGGAACGUCGUGUCGGCGAGCGUCGUGUGUCGCGAGCUCGGCUUCGGCAGUGCCAAAGAGGCCCUCAUGAGUGGCCGCAUGGGUCAAGCCAUGGGUCCCAUCCACAUGGCGAUGGUGCAGUGCACGGGACAGGAGAGGAGCAUCUUCGACUGCCCGCAUGGGAACGCCUCGGACCACGGCUGCGGGCACCACGAGGACGCGGCGGUUCGCUGUCACGUGCCCGCCAUGGGCUUCGAAAAGCGGAUCCGCCUGCAGGGCGGCCGCAACCGCUUUGAGGGCCGCGUGGAGGUGCUCAUGGACGGGGGCCCCAACGGGACGCUUCACUGGGGCACGGUGUGCAGCGAGGGCUGGGGGAUGCUCGAAGCGUCCGUAGCUUGCCGCCAGCUCGGCCUGGGCUAUGCCAGCAUGUACUUGCAGGAGACGUGGUACUUUGAGGGCAGCCCCCUCCACGACCAGGUGCUGAUGAGCGGAGUGAAAUGCGUGGGCUCCGAGAUGUCACUGCAGCACUGCCGCCACCACGGCGCCGACAUCGCCUGCCGGAAGGGCGGCGCCAGGAACGCGGCCGGCAUCAUCUGCUCAGAGAUGGCGCCGGACUUGGUGCUGAACGCGCCACUGGUGCAGGUGUCCUCGUACCUGGAGGACCGGCCGCUGCACCUGCUCUACUGCGCCGCCGAGGAGGACUGCCUGGCCCAGAGCGCACGCAACAUGCACUGGCCGUACGGGCAGCGCCGCCUGCUCCGUUUCUCGUCGGAGAUCCACAACCUGGGCCGUGCGGACUUCCGCCCCAAGGCUGGACGGCACUCGUGGGUGUGGCACGAGUGCCAUCGCCACUACCACAGCAUGGAGGUGUUCACCCACUAUGACAUUCUGAGUACAAACGGCACCAAGGUUGCAGAGGGGCACAAGGCCAGCUUCUGUUUGGAGGAUACCGACUGCCAAGAAGGAGGACAGAAGGUGUACGAGUGUGCCAACUUUGGUGAGCAAGGCAUCACGGUGAACUGCCACGACACCUACCGGCACGACAUCGACUGUCAGUGGGUGGAUGUCACCGACCUCAAGCCUGGAAACUACAUUUUCCAGGUUGUUCUUAACCCCAACUACGAAGUGGCCGAGACGGACUUCACCAACAAUGCAAUGAAGUGCAACUGCAAGUAUGACGGGCACAGGAUAUGGAUGUACAACUGUCAUGUCGGUGACGCUUUCAGCGACGAAGUGGAGAAGAUCUUUGAGAAUUACCCGGGCCAGUUGAACAACCUCAUUAGCUCAUUUUAAAGAGCCAGUCUUGAUGGAUGCCUCACAGGCCCAGGGACACACAAUGCAUACUCUUGGGAUUUUCACAUGAGACUAUAAGGGCAUGAGACUUUAAGGGAUUAUCCAAUUUACUGAAGAACUUGGCCAUUCCAACAGUAUUCAGGCAAUGACAUAGUAAAUAAAACCUUACUAUGAUAAUGAAAACACUAGUAUUUAAAACUUGUAAUCUCAGAUGGGUUUAAAUCCACCUUAUUUCCACUACCCAAUGAAGUGGUGCAGAUUUUAUUUUUUGUCUUUAAUCGGUAUUUUACGAUGUUUUUUAUGUUUAACACUACAAUUUGAAGACAUGAAAAAUUAUGGACCAGCGUAAGGUAAAAAGUCAAUGACGUACAGGUACUUUUGAUCGCAAGGGAUUUUCAAAAUAAAUCAAUUAAAUGUGUUGCGAUGGAACAUUUACGGCACACUUGAGUCAUAGACAAAAAAAAUCCUGACAUCACAAAUAUACUCGCGUGUGACUGGCCCGCAGCCUACCACGACCCUUUGCAAGGUGAGAGUUGUACAUUCCUGAAGACACAGGCCUUGUUUUAAUCGGUGCUGUACUGGUCAAAGCACCAAGGGAUAGUCCAGUUCCACAAUGAGUUACUAAAAUAUGGUGCUGUCUUCGUUCCAUUCCAAUAUGGAGCGACAGAAAAAUUAGAUGACGCUACGCCACAGCCGAAGGUAAAGUGCAGGAACAAGUCAGCAUGUUUACAGUGACAUAGCGCAUCGAGAUUGAAUGAUGCAACAAUUCAUCAUUUAAUAUUGAUUCUUAAGCUCAAGAUGUGUGUCGAAUUGCACGCGUACGAAUGUUGUAGGACUCAUGUUUUGCAAUGGGUUCACGUGACCCUUACAGCCACUGGUGGCUGUUACGUUCACCACAAUGAUUAGAAAAGAAUUGAGUUGUAACUCUCAACGUGACAACUGAGCAGUGCCCUCGGAAAAACUUGAAGACCCAAACAAUUGAAUUACUUAAACGCGAGGCUUUUGUUGAGUGUCGGCAGGUUAAAUGGAUGAAAAAGGUGAUUUAGGUUUCCAACACCUUUGGGGAGAUCAUUCACUAAACUAGAAGUGGAUUAUCGUCUUCCCAUGAAUUGAGCGUGGGUUAUCUCAACAGCAUAUAAAUUGAGGAGCAAAAUUGAGCACUCCUCAAUUGGUGAAUCAUACCUCUUGAUACCUCGUGCCUUACAAAAUUGUAAUGGAACCACAGGACAAAUGUGUCAUGUCAUACGACUAAGGUUUACAGUCAAUGCUGUACUAAGCGUAAGCCUUGGAAUAACUCAUAUGCGUGGAACAUUAAGCAAGGUAUUGCAACCAUUAUCUGGCGAAUUAUCCGUUUAAAGGUGCACCUGAUUUAUAUGAUAUAGUAUUAAAAUCCAAUGUGUUUGUAUUAUCAAUUGGAUGUGUUCUUUCACAGUAAUAUUUCAAAACGUUAACGGCAUUGUAGGCCCUUUGUUCAUGACGCUGGAGUGCAACAAAUAUGAUUUUUUUUAAUCCUGUCGCUUCACGAAUUAUAAACUGCAGCUGUCUCACUUGGCACAUGGACUGCGGCUGUGAAGCUGCUCCAUUCUCUGCUCAAGCUUGAAAUACAGCGUUGUAAUGCCUUGAGUGUCUUGACGAUUUUGAGCACAUGGCAGUGCACAGUAUUGACGACCAUUUGGUGUUAAAAGUUGAGCUUGUUUUUCUACAUACAAUGUAUUUAAAAUACCAAAACUCGUGUAGUUUUUGUGUUUGUCUUUUGAAACAGUGCAAGGGCUGCAUGUUUGUGUUAUAUCUCCAAAGUGUUACAAUUGUUCUUAUUUUAAUGUGUUCAGCAUCAUGUCUAAAAUUAUUAUUUACAUUUUUAAAUGACAUUACUACAACAGAGUUACACAAAUAUAUAGCAGAAUUGUUGAAUCAUCCUUUAUAUAAAAAAACAAGUUUAGUAUGUUGAAUCACAUGAAAGCUGAAUUGGAAAAUUAUGUUUGGCAAAACAUUUGCAUUGCUUUGGAGUUAAUACCAGGGCUUGAUAUCAACUGGAUCUGUCUCAGGCUAUUUCACUGGGUCGAGGCACAGAAGAUUGUGAGCUUGGAGGUCCAGGAAAAUAUUCCUGGACAAUUUUUCGAUGUAAAGCUUUCGUGACUGCAGGGAUUCAUCUUCUUGGUUCUUUCGGUAAAGUCACGUAGAAUGGAAAUAAUAAAAUAAUAAAAAUAAAACAUAAUAAAAUAAUUCUCACGACGU